Molecule: messenger RNA, 6227 nt
Organism: Lagopus muta (rock ptarmigan)
Lineage: Eukaryota; Metazoa; Chordata; Aves; Galliformes; Phasianidae
Exons: 26
Coding region: 492-4598 (1368 amino acids)
Source: RefSeq, a predicted model, not a curated record
AUCAGAGCUCUGUGGGUGGCAGAAGUCAUUGUGUCAGAAGAACAUAUGAUGUCUGUCGAGAUUCAGCCUCCCGAAAUCAGGAGGGACGGUGCCUGACCAAGAAGGAAUGGAAUCACUAUUGCUCAGAAAAGGUUUGUACUAUUCCCAGGGAUUAUCAAGGCUAUGACAAGGUUCUUGGCCUCUGCAUCUGUCAAACUGACCGUCUGGAUAACAUCUGUGAUUCUCAGUGUAGGAGGCAACAAAGAGAAACCCUGCAGAUCACCUGUGCAGAGGAAAAUCCUCAGCUUUUUAUCACUUACAGAAAUGGGAGCAAGGCUGCUGUUCUCUUAGAAGAAUUAAGAACGGUUCUCCUAGGAUCAAAUUUCCCUUUAGAAAAUGUCUGCACUUCAGAACAAAGCAAAUGCUCUCAUCCAGCAUACAUCGUGAAAGCAACUGGGAGAGGAUUUUUAGGAGUGUAUAAUCCUGACCCACAGCUGUUUCAUAACUUCAUCAUGCUGAACAAGGCUUCGUCACUUCACGAAAACAGGUCUUCCUCCCCAGCAGCUCCAGUUAAUUCUGACCAUGAAGAACCCAGAUCUUCCCCGAUACAAAGCCUGAGACCUUCAACCUCCACAUCAAAAAUCGUAUUUAGUGGCAUCUUAAAUCCUACCACGUGCAUUAAUGCUAACAUUACCUUUGUUUUCAUUGUCUCCAAGGAGCAUUACCCAGUUUAUGAUGUGAACAACUUGUACAACACAAACACCGAAUUUGACUGGGCAGACUUUCGAAGACUUGCAGAGGAAAUAAGAGCUGCUUCCCAAACCUUCCUCUUCUUCCUUUUCCAGUUCCAGCACCCUGGUACCUAUGUGUUACAGCUGAGCAGCAAUCAGCACAAAAAAAUGUACAUUAGGGUCCUGCCACCUGGAGGACAGUGUUACGAAGAGGGGCCAUUCUUCCCCACAACUCCCAGAUAUGCUGUGCAGGUGGGCAUUGCCAGAAAGCAAGACCUCCUGCUGAAACCUGACUGGACAGCCAUUAUUGGAGUAAUCACAGGACUUCUCACAUUGCUUAUUGCCUGCGUGGUGCUGACACUUCUCUGUCAGGGACUUAGCUGGUCACAGAAGGGCACUGCCUGCCCUCCAUUUCGAAGGCAGCAGCUGAAGUACAAUCUGGACAGAUAUUCCUCCAGUAUACCAACAGUCUUUCCCAUCAAGAAGUAUCACCCCUGGCUGCAGAACAAGGGUAGCAUGGAUGCUGACUCUUGCAACACCGGUGGAACAGCCUGCUCCAUGAGAAAGGGUGGCGUUUGGGAACCUGAAGAACAGAUAGACCUUGAGUCGUUCAACACCAACAUUUUCUUUGAACUUUUGCUGAGGCAGUCACAGUCAGUCACAGCCAAACUGGGCCAUUUCAAAGAAGAGGUGAAAACAUUUUAUCGUAAGCUUACAAGUGAAAUAUCUGCACUGAAAAGCCUUUGGAUCAUGACAUUAAAUAUCCCAGGAGAGGUGGAGUCUUAUGAGAGCACAACGAUGGAGAAUUACUUAAAAGCAAAACAGCAGGCAGAAGAAGAGAUGCAGCACAGGAAGCAGUUGGCUGCGGAGUAUGAGGAAGGUGUGAAGAAGCAGAUGCAGUUACUGCAGCACGAUCUGAAGUGCCAGGAAGAGCAUUAUGUCACAUUCAAUUCUGCCCUGCGAGAGGCAGCGAGGUUGGCAGAGAUGCUGACAAAUAAGAUGGCCUGUAAAAGAAGCCCAACCACUUGGUCCCAGCCAGACUGUACAAGCCUGUUAGCCCAGAUAGAUGCUGCAAGCAACAGGAUGUCAAGCUUAAUAAUAACAGAGAGCCACCGCCUCAAAGCAUGGGGAGUGCUGGGUGAAGGAACAGGAGCUCACCUUCUUAACAAAGCUAAAGCCAGGAUCCUUACCAAACAGGAGCUUGUGGACCCAGAUGGCACUGCCCGAGCACCUGAUGUCGUCUCAGUGGAUCCUGUCACUGGGCUGUUAAUUCCCAGCCCGCACUGUGCCGUGCUGCUGGGCAGCCAGUGCUCUGGGCCAAUACCCAGCAACCAUUUCCUGCACCCAGGCACUGGGAAGGUGCUUCACAUAGCGGGCAACGUCGGUUAUGAUCCCAUCAGAUCUGGGCUGGUCUGUACUGUUGAUUCUGCUUCAGGUGAGCGUCAGAAGCCUGAAGUGCCCAUAUUUCCUUACAUUCCUUACCCGGUUUGUCCUGACACUGGCUUACCUGUGAAGACAAAACUUCCAGUCCUGUGUCCUGAAAACAUAUUUGGUCUUGGAGGACUCAUGGCAGAUCCAGUGACAGAAAUAGAAGUCCCAGUGCUUGGGGUUACGAUCCAUCCUCACACUGGGCAAAAGCUGGCUGUUGGUGGGACAUACCUCAACCCCAUCACCAGCACACUGACACCGCUGGAGAUCGGGGGUCCUAUGACAGAGCCAGAGGGAGGCAAGAUUGUUCCGAUCCUCGGGGUUGGUUUGGAUGGUGACACUGGAGAAGUUAUACCUCUAGGUGGGCUGACGGAUCCUUCUGGGAACCUAAUGCUUCUUGGAGAUUCCUUCAUUGAGCCUCUGAGUGGGAAACUUGCCCGAGUACAGGGAGCUCACCUGCAGCAGGACAAGGUGCUGCCCCACGGUGGCAGUUACCAAGCAGUGCUGGAAGCCGAGUGGCUGCUGUCCCAAAGUCGUGUGGUGGAUGCUCUAAAGAAGCUUAAGGCAUCAGUUUUGGAAGAUAGCUGUCUAGCAGCAGACAGAUUGGCAGUGCUAAAGGCUUCAGUAGAAGAUAUGAAGAAGUCUUUCACUGCUAGAUUUUAUCAUGCAAUGCACUGCUUGAAAAGCCUCAAGAAAAAACAAGAAAUAGCUUCAAAGGUCAAGAGUAAUGGUGGGAAUCUGGGUAUGAUCAAAUAUCCGGGCACGGAGAUGUGGAUCCCUGCAGUGUUUGGAAUGAAAAUCCCAGAUCCCGGUGGGUCCAGUUUGAUGGUGCCAAUCCUGGGCAUAGACUUUGACUGGAAUAGCAGGCAGCCUUCCCCACUCGCAGGGACCAUGGAAGAUGGAAAUGGAAAAGGCCUCGUCCCUAUCGCUAUUGGUGCCAGAACCAUAAGUCCAGUGACAGGUGAAGUGGGGCCUGUUAUCGGUGCUCAGACCCACCCCCAGACACACAACGUCAUCCCUGUUGUUCAGUCCCUCAGAGCUUUGCCAAGAGCCAUGGAUACGGAGCUGCUGGACCUCCUAGAGAAGGAAAUAAAUUCAAGGCAAAUAUACUGGCACUGCAGAAUAAAAAAGGAAGAAGGGCUCCUGAAGGAACUGAGUUCUCUAUUUCUUCAUGUCCUUGAUGCUGCAAAGGAGGGAAAGGCACAGAAGAUAAAAUACAGGGGGGAAGUGAAAGACAUGGAGGAAAUGUGUCAUUUUCUUGAAGGGUCCUCUCUGCAAGAAGCUGAGAGAAGAGCUUCAAAGUAUUUCAGCAGCCAGCUGGGCACUGCAUUACCCUUACUAUUCAAAGCUGACAGAGAUGAAAAAGAACAGGAAAUACAGGUUCUGCUGGAGAUCAGAAAGGCACUGGAAAAGCUGAUGCAGUUUGUUAAGAAGAUACAAGAAGAAGAAAAGAGAAUAUGUGUGCAGAUUGCAGAGAGAGAGAAGCAGAGGGGAUGCAGGUCAAGUACAGAAACAGCACCCAAUGUGAUGCUCAGACAGGUUAUAGUCGCUCUAGCCUCUGAAUUUCAGGAAUGCAUGCUGAAACAACAAGCUAACGUGGAGACUGCAUACACUAAGCUGGAACUUUUGAGGGACUUGUCAGAUAUCCAAACCCAGCAGGCAAAGAUGCUUUUCUGUGGGUCACAACGCUGUUUUGAAAACUAUGAGACAGCCAGCUACUAUGGCAGCAGUGGGAUCUCACACAGUACAGGCAAGGCCAUCGACCACAGUGUGAUGCCACUGCUCAAGUCUAUGGUUCAGAUGCUGGAGGAAGACAGCAGAAGUUACGUAUCAUCUGAGACACCUGAAACAGCAAGUUCCUCUCAGAGUAAACAAGAUGCCUUCUCCAGUCAAGAAGGAGAGCUAAUAGUAGUGGAAUCUGCAGCCCUGUCCACCAGGGAGUUUGUCACAUAUCAGUAUGGCAUCUCCCUGCUGCAGUUUCUCAGCCUUCACAUUGAUGCUCCAGAAGUUAAGCUGUGUGUUGCCUCCAGUAUUCCUCUCUGCAGUGCUGCAGGCAAUGCCUUCAGGAACUCGUUCUUUUAUCAGACUUCAAAGAACAAACUGUUCAUCCUGAGGGAUUGUCUGGGUUCUGUGGGAAGCUUCCUCCUGCUCCUUGUGCACUGCUUUGCUCACAUUGCUGCUGCUGACUUCAGCCAAGACACCAACCCAACCUUCCUGAGGCUUUUUCAUCAGGCACUGAAGACUUGCCUUGGUGAGAUGUUUUCUCUCAGACUCCAGCUGUCAGCAGUUCUCCAAGGUAAUAAAUUCUCUGGGAUAACUCAGAUGUUGCUGAAGGAAGAGCCAUUCUCCAAGGAAGAAAUAAGCCUGAUCUCCCAACUUUUUGAGGUGAAAGGGAAAAACUUCACAGAAAUUGAAGCCUUUGAGAAGAUAAUAAAACAGACUGAGUCCUGGUCUGGUUGAAAGCUCUUCUUUCUAUACAUACUUCAUUACAAAAUGGCAAUUAAAAGCUGCUUAUAGAUAUUGGCCCUCCCACAUUUGCAGCCAUCAAUUCCCAACAAACACCCGUUUCAAAUCUAACAGCCUCAAUAGUAGCACAAGCUACCAUUUUUACCUGGAAAAAAAGACCCUCGUAUCAGAAAAAAAUUAUUUGGCCUCAUACAAAUCACAGCAUAAAAAGCAGUACUCUGAAAAAUGUAUGUAAAGAGUCUAUUAAAGGCCUUUAAAGUUAACACUGAUCUGCUCUCUGCGUUUUGUGCUUACUGAAUGACAAGUUUGAGGAGCCACCAAGUGACAGCUUGCUUGAGAAGAGAAAAAAGCAUUUCCCUCAUGCCUUAGGCAGCUGUAAGAAGGGCAGCUUUGGGUGGAGGAUGUGAUUUGUGAUGGUGUAGCUGAAUACAAAGCAAAUCGUGACACCUCAUGGUGAACUCACUUUACACUACAAAGCCAGUCUUCACAACCUGCUACAUCUGGGCAGGUUGCAUGAAGAGCAGGUCAGAUCUGCUGCCUGAGUAUGUCAGACUGACUGCUUCUCCCUAAAAUAUCACCACCUUCUGGAUAACAGAAGUCACAUUUCAGUGAAAUUAGUCUAGCUUGGUCUCAUGAAAAGCCUACUGCUGUCAGUAACAGCAGCACUUCUACUGGCUGAUUUUAAGCACUCGAUGCCUUUAACUCAGAAGAGGAAAUCUGUACUUAUCUCCUGCAGAACUUGAGGAUUAAGUAGAUGCAUUAAUGGAAAAGAUACCAUUAGAGAAUGAACACAUUUGCUUUUACCUUGGAUUAACUACUUCAGAGAAAGACCAGUUGGUAAAGCAAAUAAAGGCAUUAGAAGAAAAUAACAGCCCAAGACAAAAAAGCUUUAAUGAUCCUCAGAAGACAACUUGGUGGCUUGGUUCUGAAUUGGCCAGCUGCUUUUGGUCCCAGGCUUUACAUGAGAAUAUUGUAUUGUCAUUUUAUUAGGCAAAAUCAUGAGUCAAAGUGUGAAAGACAGCAUUUCCUAUUCACUGAUCAUCACCUCUUCUGCCCCCUGCAGCCUCUGGUUUAGGUAACAAGUGGGAAGAAACAGCACACCAGAACCUAUGAACUUUAAAUGAUGUCACAACCCACUGAGUAUCCUCGCAUUAAUGCUGCUGAAUCAUUCAACACUGAGAAGUGGGUGGGUUAUCACUGCUUCAUAAAUUAUGCACUCAUUCUGUUAUCUUCACCCUACACUGAGAUCUCACUAGGAGAGAAAAAACAGGUUAAAAUAGAUGGAUUAUGCUGCUGGAGGACAAAGCUCUGUCAUCAAAGCUGCAGAAUUAGUUGGAAACACUACUGCUGACUCUCAGGGACGAAGAAGCCUCCCACCUCACAUCUUCUCCUUUAUUCAGUUUAUUCAGUGCCAUACAGAUCACAGCAUUUGCACAGAGCCAACUUCAAAACAAAGUCUUUUAAAAAGGAAAGCCUCUAUAGCAUGAGCAAAAUUGUUGUUUUUUUUUUUUGUACCUACUAAACCCUAUUAAUGCCAAGUUUGACUUCAAUGUGAUUUUUUUCUGAAGAAAGACAGCAAGUUGUGCUGAAGCAAGACAGACAUUACCUUACUUAAGAGGAACA